AUGUCUGAUCUUCGAAUUGGGUUUCGGCCGGAUUUCGGGAUGAGAUUCCGGCCACUUCCGGUCAGAUUUUGGGGUACGUCCAAGAACAAAAGUGACUCCAAAUUAGGUGUUUUACCUAGGGUAGGAGUCUUGAGCCGUGAUUCGUGGUUUUUCCGGCGAUGCGAUAUCGCUUUGGACACCCACGCGCUGCCGGCGCGUGUGGCGGCGCGUGGGCACUGUAGUCGAGGGGCAAUUUUGUCCCAAUGUGAUCCUCAGGUUGUCAUGAGCGCGUAG
Messenger RNA from Prunus armeniaca (apricot), 273 nucleotides. Lineage: Eukaryota; Viridiplantae; Streptophyta; Magnoliopsida; Rosales; Rosaceae. The record is from the annotation of a GenBank genome assembly.